AUGGCGGAGCCGCCGCCACCGCUGGCGGCCGCGCCAGCCAGCAAAGGCCCCUUUGCAUGCCGCCUGGCUUUAAAGCUGACACACGAGAUUCUUGGCCCAGUGUGCGAGCAGGCCAUAGCUUGCCUGAUCAACCACGGCAUGCAGCAGUAUGGCGAGCUGCUGAAGACCUCAGGCCUACCCGCUGGCCAGCUGAGCAGUGCGGUGCUGGUGCUCAUCCAGCACAACUAUGUCAACUGCUACCUCAAGGAGGAGCCGCCCACGCUGCGCGGCCCAGGCCCCUCAUACACGCUCUACGAGGCGGCGCUGCCCCGCAUUCUGCAGAGCCUGAGGGUGCCCAGGUUCAUGACUCAUAUCUCCGAUGAGCACGGCCAGGAGUCUGUGCGCCUGGUCCGCAACCUGACUGAGCACGGGCGGCUGAGGUGGGACCAACUGCUGGAGGCAGUGGUCCGCGAGAGCGCCGAGGAGGGCGGCGAGGCGGCGCCCGCCCCCGGCGUGCUACUUAACCAGUUCCGCUCGCUGGUGAUGCAACGCUACAUUGAGCGCGUGCCGCCCUGCACGCUGCCGCCGCCCCCGCAGCACGUGCACCCGAAUGCACGCAAGAAAAAGGCGCCGCCCAAGCCCGGCAGCGAGGAGGAGGCCGACAUGCACCGCGAGCAGGCAGACGCCGCCCUACGGCACGAUUACCAGCAAGUUCGCUUCCGGCUUCCAAGCGAGCUAAUGUCGCCUAGUGGUGACGCCGUGGAGGUCGAUGCGCAAGCCAAGCCUGCUGGGAAGCGCAAGCGGGGCGGCAAGGAUGCGGCAGCAGCAAGCAGUGAAGCAGAGCCGGCAAAGAAGCGCGAGCGGAAGAAGGCGGGCGAGGCCGGAGCGGAGGGUGGCAGUGCUGCCUCUCUGCCGGCGCAGGCAGCGGCAGCAGGAGACGAGGAGGCACCUGUGCUGUGGCGAGUCAACUAUGAUGAGUUCAACCGGCGGUUCCGCAACGACGUGAUUGUCAGCACUGCGAAGCUCAAGUAUGGCGUGCACGCUGGACAGGCGGUGGAGGGCCUGCUGGUAGCCAAUGCGUGCUUUGAGCAGACGGCGCAUUGUGAAGAAACCGUUGUGCUGUCUGUGGGCGAUGUGAGCGGCGCCCUGCGGCGCAUACAUAGCAAUGAGGACCCACCAGAUAACCUGGCGUGCGUGCUCAGCGACCUGGCUGACGACGACAUGCACUUCCUGGAGAGCCGGGGGAGCGGGCCUGGCGGGGAGCAGUAUGUGCUGAGCAUCUCCAGGGUGCUACGGUUUGCACGCUUGUACCAGCUGAAGGGGGUGAUCAGAACCAAGUUUGGCGUGGCAGGCAUGCGCAUCUGGCGCCUGCUGCUGCUGAACGGCCAGCUGGAGCAGAAGCAGGUGGCCGACCUGGCGAUGGUGACCAAGGAGGAGGCACGGGAGGCGCUCUACGCCAUGCUCAAGGGCGGCUACCUGGCGCUACAGGACGUGCCGCGCACCAAUGACCGCGCCCCUUCUCGCACCUUCUACACCUGGCGCGCAAAUGCAGACACCACCAUCGCGCGUCUGACGUCAGACCUCUACCGCGCCGCUGGCAACUUGCACGCUCGGCUUGAGCACGAGGCAAGGAAGCAGAGCGAGCUAUGGGAGCUGCUUGAGCUGCCUGUGGCACCAUCCAUAAUUGAGCGGCGCCAGGGCGAGAUUGCCGCGCUCAAGGCGGUGACCAGCCGCCUGGAGGCCGCUCUUUUGGACCUCGACUGGCAGGUGUGUAUCUUUGCCGAUGUCUGA
This is a messenger RNA of Chlorella variabilis, 1770 nucleotides long. RefSeq lists its product as hypothetical. NCBI's taxonomy places the organism in Eukaryota, Viridiplantae, Chlorophyta, Trebouxiophyceae, Chlorellales, Chlorellaceae. Gene Ontology annotation, cellular component: RNA polymerase III complex. Gene Ontology annotation, biological process: DNA-templated transcription. Gene Ontology annotation, molecular function: single-stranded DNA binding. The transcript is spliced from 12 exons. The record is from RefSeq and is a predicted model, not a curated record. The coding region runs from base 1 to 1770 and encodes 589 amino acids.